Molecule: messenger RNA, 1020 nt
Organism: Python bivittatus (Burmese python)
Lineage: Eukaryota; Metazoa; Chordata; Lepidosauria; Squamata; Pythonidae
Source: RefSeq, a predicted model, not a curated record
UUGACUGGGAUGGGAAUUAGCAUCUCUCCCGUCGUGUUACGUAGGCAAGGCAAGGCAAGACAGAACGCCGGACACGAAGCCAAAAGCGCCUCAGGAAGCGAAGCACCUCCGCCGCCGUUCCAUCGCGCGCCUCAUCUCCCAGCACUGCGCCCGUUGCGCCCGCCUAUUUGCCUGAAGCUGCCUCGCUCUGAGGCGCAAGCAAGCCUCCUCGCUGAAAGCAUUGCUGGCCGGGCUGGCUUCGCCCCCCACCCAGCCGAGGAGAGCUGCUUCUGGAGCGGCAUGGCCAGCGGGAGGCGAGAUAGCAAGGCGGCGGCAUCCUUCUGCCUGGCCUGGGCGCUCUGCUUGGCUCUCCCGGGCUUCCCGCAGCCUGUGGGUGGCCGAGAAGACAGAGCGGACUGGACUCAGGAGAAGUAUUCCCAUCGCCCAACCAUUUUAAAUGCAACUAGCAUCCUACAAAUCACCUUACAGACAAAUGUUAAUCGCAUGUGGCAAAAUGACCUCCAUCCAAUCCUGAUUGAGCGAUAUCCAGGAUCACCUGGGAGUUAUGCUGUGCGGCAGCAUAUCAAGCAUCGCCUGCAAGGAUUGCAGGCUGGCUGGAUUGUUGAAGAAGACACAUUUCAGAGCCAUACUCCUUAUGGAUAUCGCACCUUUUCAAAUAUAAUCAGUACUCUCAAUCCCCUUGCCAAGCGCCAUUUGGUGCUUGCUUGCCAUUAUGAUUCAAAAUAUUUUCCACCGCAACUGGAUGGUGAAGUGUUUGUUGGAGCCACUGACUCAGCUGUGCCUUGUGCAAUGAUGCUAGAACUGGCAAGGUCCUUGGACAGACAGCUUUAUUUUCUGAAGGAAAGUAGCUUAUCUCCCAAGGCAGAUCUUUCUCUGAAGCUUAUUUUCUUCGAUGGCGAAGAAGCUUUUGUUCGAUGGUCCCCUUCUGAUUCCCUGUAUGGCUCUCGAUCUUUGGCCCAGAAAAUGGCAUCUACUCCUCAUCCACCAGGUGCCAGAAACACGAAUCAAAUUCAAGGCAUU